AUGGCUUCCGCAUCGAAACGCAAAUCCCACGAGAUGGCCGACGCGUAUCCCAGUGCCGAGGACGCAACGCCCACAAACGCCUCCCCCAGAAAGCGCAUGCGCAUUACGCGAAGCCAGAAACAGGCACUGAUGGACAAUCUGCAACUUGAGCUCACGGAACGAGCACGCAAGCUCCGCGCACAAUACGCCCUCCAAGCACAAGACCUGCGGGCGCGAAUCGAGCGACGCGUCAAUCGAAUCCCCGUGGCCCUCCGAAAAGCAAAUAUGGGCGAGCUGCUCGAAAAACACCAUGCUGCCCUCCGCGCUCAACUCGAGAACCCGUCGCCAAGGAAAUACCGCAGCCCGGCAAAAGGGUCCCGCAACUUCACGGCCAUUUCCGCAUCAGGCAGAAAGAAGGCUGCGACCGUUAGCCCGAGCCCACGGCGAGUGAGGAAGCAGCAUAGUCCCGCCGGCAUCUACUCGGAUAAAGAAAAUGCCCCCGCAUCAGGCGAGCAGCUUGACGUGCUCAAGAACCCCAAGCGACGCGUCAAACCUGCCGCCGGCGCCGGUACUUCGCGCGUUGUCUCUCAGGAAGUCCGAGGAGCAGACUACAGGAUUCUCUCUCCCAAGUCCUCCAAUUCCAGAACCUACCCCCAAUCCCCUCUUCUACGCUCGCCAGAGAAAGCCCAGCCCUCUACAUACCUCUCCCGUCCUAUGUCACCCCUGAAACCUUCUAGCCCUCUCAAGUCUACCACGGGAAACUACGCCGCCUCCCGCCCCGGCUCAGCACGAGGCGCUGCCCCUCCUCGUCCACCAUCCUCGCAGACCAAACGCCCCGCCAGCAGAGCCGCCACCGCAGGACCGAGAUCAAUUCGCUCUCCCCUGUCACGGCCUGGAACUCGCCAGACUGAUCGCAGAGGAAGCGUUUCCUCAACCACCUCGUCUGGCACAACCGUGGCUAAGAGCUCAUCGCGGAAAGUGACCACUGCGUCGACGGCGUCGACUGCCAGCGCUGCAGCAAAGAAGGCGUCUGCUGCGCGAGCUAAAGCUCCCGCUGCAGCGAAGAAGACUACUGUUUCAGGAUCCAGGAAGGCUACCGUGUCGGCAGGUGGUGAAACUGCAACAGGGGGGCGCCGCAUUUUGCGGAAUCGGGCUUAA
Messenger RNA from Aspergillus mulundensis, 1137 nucleotides. RefSeq lists its product as uncharacterized. Gene Ontology annotation, biological process: mitotic sister chromatid segregation. Bases 1 to 1137 code for a protein of 378 amino acids. The transcript has 3 exons. Lineage: Eukaryota; Fungi; Ascomycota; Eurotiomycetes; Eurotiales; Aspergillaceae. The record is from RefSeq and is a predicted model, not a curated record. Gene Ontology annotation, cellular component: chromosome passenger complex; chromosome, centromeric region; spindle midzone.